CUCCUCUCUCGGUUCCUUUUCCCUCGCUCAAGAUGGCGCUGCUCGCGAUACAUUCUUGGCGCUGGGCAGCCGCGGCGGUCGCUUUCGAAAAGCACAAGCAUUCGGCAGUUCUGACCCGGUCUCUAGUCUCCAUCUGCGGCUCAGGCCUGCGGUGGAGUUCGUACCAGAGCGGCGCGUCAGGAAGCGCUCGGCUGUCCCAGACUACAGAAUCAUUAAGAAAUUCUACACAGCAGAGAUGGGGAAAAGACAACUCAAGACAGUUACUAGAUGCUUCAAAGGUUCUUCAGGCAUGGCCAUUGAUAGAAAAGAGAACGUGUUGGCAUGGGCACGCAGGAGGAGGACUCCACACAGACCCAAAAGAAGGGUUAAAGGACGUUGAUACUAGAAAAAUCAUUAAAGCCAUGCUUUCUUAUGUGUGGCCCAAAGACAGGCCUGAUCUGCGAGCCAGAGUUGCCAUUUCCCUGGGAUUUCUGGGUGGUGCAAAGGCCAUGAAUAUUGUGGUUCCUUUCAUGUUUAAAUAUGCUGUAGACAGCCUCAACCAGAUGUCGGGAAACAUGCUGAACCUGAGUGAUGCACCAAAUACAGUUGCAACCAUGGCAACAGCAGUUCUGAUUGGCUAUGGUGUAUCAAGACCGGGGCUACCUUUUUCAAUGAAGUCCGAAAUGCGUGCAUUUGGCAAAAGUAGCACAAAUUCAAUCCGAAGAAUAGCCAAAAAUGUAUUUCUCCAUCUUCACAACUUGGAUCUGGGUUUCCAUCUGAGCAGACAGACAGGAGCUUUAUCUAAGGCUAUUGACAGAGGGACAAGGGGCAUUAGUUUUGUCCUCAGUGCUUUAGUAUUUAAUCUUCUCCCUAUUGUGUUUGAGAUGACGCUUGUCAGUAGUGUUUUGUAUUACAAAUGUGGGGCCCAGUUUGCAUUGGUAACCCUGGGAACACUUGGUGCAUAUACAGCAUUCACAGUUGCAGUUACACGGUGGAGAACUAGAUUUAGAAUAGAAAUGAACAAAGCUGAUAACGAUGCAGGGAACGCUGCUAUUGACUCACUGCUGAAUUAUGAAACUGUGAAGUAUUUUAACAAUGAAAAAUAUGAAGCACAAAGAUAUGAUGGAUUCUUGAAGACAUAUGAGACUGCUUCAUUGAAAAGUACUUCUACUCUGGCUAUGCUGAAUUUUGGCCAAAGUGCUAUUUUCAGUGUUGGAUUAACAGCUAUCAUGGUGCUUGCCAGUCAGGGAAUUGUGGCAGGUGCCCUUACUGUUGGAGAUCUAGUAAUGGUGAAUGGACUGCUUUUUCAACUUUCAUUACCCCUUAACUUCUUGGGAACUGUAUAUAGAGAGACACGGCAAGCACUCAUAGAUAUGAAUACCUUGUUUACUCUGCUCAAGGUAGACACGCGGAUUAAAGACAAAGCGAUGGCAUCUCCCCUUCAAAUAACACCACAGACAGCCACAGUGGCCUUUGAUAAUGUGCAUUUUGAGUACAUUGAAGGACAGAAAGUCCUUAGCGGAGUAUCUUUUGAAGUCCCUGCAGGAAAGAAAGUGGCCAUUGUAGGAGGUAGUGGGUCAGGAAAAAGCACGAUAGUGAGGCUGCUGUUUCGCUUCUAUGAGCCUCAAAAGGGUAGCAUUUACCUUGCUGGUCAAAAUAUUCAAGAUGUGAGCCUGGAAAGUCUUCGGCGUGCAGUGGGAGUAGUACCUCAGGAUGCUGUCCUCUUCCAUAAUACUAUCUACUACAACCUCUUAUAUGGAAACAUCAAUGCGUCACCAGAGGAAGUAUAUGCAGUCGCAAAAUUAGCUGGUCUUCAUGAUGCAAUUCUUCGAAUGCCACAUGGAUAUGACACACAAGUAGGAGAACGAGGACUCAAGUUAUCAGGAGGAGAAAAGCAGAGGGUAGCGAUUGCAAGAGCCAUUUUGAAGGAUCCCCCAGUUAUUCUCUAUGAUGAAGCUACUUCAUCAUUAGAUUCAAUUACUGAAGAGACUAUUCUUGGUGCCAUGAGGGAUGUGGUGAAGCACAGAACUUCUAUUUCAUCCUUUAUAGAUUGUCAACAGUUAUUUGAUGCAGAUGAAAUUGUGUUUCCUUUGCAGGGGAAAGUAGCUGAACGUGGUACCCACUAUGGUCUGCUUGCUAAUUCUAGUAGUAUCUAUUCAGAGAUGUGGCAUACACAGAGCAGCCGCAUACAGAACCAUGAUAACCUCGGAUGGGAUGCAAAGAAAGAGAGUCUCUCUAAAGAGGAGGAGAGAAAGAAGCUCCAAGAAGAGAUUGUCAACAGCGUGAAAGGCUGUGGAAAUUGCUCCUGCUAAGGAACACAGACAUUUUCUCGUCUUUCUUUUUGUUGUCUUGUUUGGUUUUGAAAUAUACAUUUGCACUGAAGUAAAACCAGUUCACAAAAACACAAAUCAUACAUUCCCAUUCCUUUAAUCCUAUUAAAUAUGAUUUGUUUAAAGGAGGUUUGAUUUUUAUGUCUUUCACCAUCUUUUCAAUGUGACAUCUAUAAUUAUUCCCAAAUUAUUUUCUUGUUAUUGCCCCAAGUGUGUUCAGUACAUAAUUUUGGUUACAAUUUGAUUUUACCCUACAACUGUGUUUGAAGUCUGACAUCCAUUUGAUAUCAAUAACCAAACGAAUUAGAGUGGUUUCUGAAUUUAAGUGCAGUCUUUUAAAACCUCCUUUAUACUGACAAGUUGUAGGGAGACCAUAUUUUUUUCUCUUAAAUUUAAACAGGAAUAAAAAAGAAGAGUGUAUUUUUUUCUUCCACUUUAGUUCCUCCAGUUGUAUUUCCUUGUCAAUCUGAAAAUUAGUUUGAAAACACAUAAGUUAGAAUUUACCAAAAAAUGAACUAUAUUUAUACUUUGGGCAUUUUACUUUUAGAUAUCUAUAAUUACAGUUUUUAUUGUGUCCUUUUUGGAGGAAAAACUCAUAUUGGUGGAUAGAAUAUUAUCUUUAAUCACCACUGCUGCUCUUAUCUAUGAUUAGAAUUUUGUUUUUACCCCAAAAUUUUUGUUUUGGAUUAAAUUUUAAUUUUUUUUAAUUUUUCUUUAAAAGUCUCACGAAUCUUGAUGUCACUUGAGACUUAUUAUACUGCAAAUGAUCCCAAAAGCUUAGGGAGUUAAUAGCCUUUCCUAUUUCCAACUUAAGUGCACUGCUUUUGCUAUCUGUAAAAAAGGACGUUGUACAUCCACACGUGUCUGUCUGUGUACAUACUCAUACAUUUAUGUAAAUCAGUGUCCACUUAAAACUAUCUAAAAUGUAUGGUAAAUAGGAAAGGAUUCCAUAUAUACAUAUAAUGUUUAGAUGACCAGGUAUCUUGCUCUGUUUUGACACUUCAAAUUGCUAUGUAUUUUAUUAUAAGGCUUUUUUUAUUCAUAAUUUAAUGGAUUCUGUUAAGUCUAAUGUAAAAAAGAGAAUAAGUGGUAUAUCAAGUUUUACUGAGAAAAAAUAGAAAAUCAUUUUACUUACUAGAAAUAAUUAUUAAAAUGAGAUGCACAUUUCACUUAAAAAGUUGUUCUCUUAAGCUAGACAUGGUAGUAUGAAUCUGGAGUCCCAGCAUCAGGUUGAAGUCAGGAAUUUGAGGCUAGCCUGGGCAAUAUAGCAAGACCCUGUCUCUUAAAGUUAAAAAAGACAAAAAGUUCUUCUCUUGAUUCAAUAUGAAUUUAAUUUGUUUGAUAGUACCCAUUCAGUUCAAAACACAUGCGUAUCUCAUGAAUUGCCACAUAAUCAUUUGUAAUAUGGUUUUAUUUCUCAGGAAAGGUCAUAAACUGCUUAUUACAUUAUGGUUUUAAUAUGUUUAAAAUAAUAAUUCAGUGUGGAAGAGAUUAAUAUUUUUUGAUUUGUACAUUAGUAUUAAUAAAUAGCUUCAAUUAUAUUACAAUAAUUUGAUAAUCUGAGGCCAGUAUUUCAGUUAGUCUUUGAUAGCAAAGUAAGUUAUGUGGGAUCUUGCCUUUAAGUUCAAAGGUAAAAUAAAUAGUUCAGUGUGUCAUGAACUGCAAACUAGCUUUGGUUUGGUUUGUUGGUGUUUCUUACUUUCAAGACAUAGGCAUCAGUGCUUUUCUCAAGGGGAGAGGGAGCACAUCCUUUAAAUAAAUCAGUUACAUCACUGGAGAUGUGGAUAAACUUAGAUAAAAAUCUUGCUUCUGUGUUAAUUCCCAUGUUUACACUGAUGCUGUGGGAAUGAUGGAAUGCAGUUACACAGACAAGCAGUGUGUAAUAAUCAUUAGUAAGAAUUGGUCUUGACAUGUACACCCCAGCAUUCAAAGCAAGUUAUUUUGUGAUAUGGGGAACAUUUUACUCCAAAGGAAGUAGGAAUAUUUUCAAGGUAAUGAUAAUAUCCCCACUAAGAUUUUGAAACUAUUUUUUCAUAUGAUUGCAGAUGGUCCCUAGGUCACUAUAGUCAUUAAACUGUUAUCAGCUAACAAAACUUAAAUUAUCUGGUUUAAGUGAUGGUUCAGAGGCCAUCACUAAGUCUUAAAGACAUCUUUUUAGAAACUCCAUCAUCCUUAGGUAGUUCUAAAAGGGAAAUAAUAGACAGAUUAAGACGAAAGACAAGCUUCCUGGGAUGACUCAGUUAUAGGAAAUGCCAAGGAACGGGCAUUUAAUUAUAAUAUACUAAUUUUACAUCACAACAUUACAUAAUUACAAAAGAGGAUAAUGUGUAUACAUUUUUAAAAAAUUAGCAUUGCAGCAAUGCAUUUUAAAUGUAUUGGGAGGACUAAGCUAUAGUUUACAAAUUUGAGCUCUGAAAAUAGAGGAAGAUGAUGGGGAUUCAUUUUUUACAUCUCCUUAUUUUAAAGAUUAAAAAUUUUACUACUUUCUUCUUAAAGGAAUUCCAGUUUACAAAAAUUAACUUGAAACCAAGGUAAUGUAGGAUCAUAAAAACGGGGCCAGAUGCCUUCCUGAUUGUCCUUAACAUAGAACUGUCAUGGUGUACAGAUGGGCUUCUUUGUGAUCUGGGAAACCUUUGCAUCUGGACGUGAACAAGCUCAAAAUAUGCAUUGACUUUUCCUUUACACGGAUUUGCAUCUUUUCUAUACCGUAAGAGAAACGUUCUGUCUUUCCCCUCUAUGUCGACAGAUCUCAGUUUGUGUGGAUGGUUGUUUUUUAAAACUUGUUUUGCUCUAAAGGCCAGGUAUUUAAAAAACUGUGAUUUCUUGUUUCUAGACCACCAUUUCCCUACUGCCAUCUUGCUCCUAUUCUUCCUACUUGCCAAAUCCAUCACCAAGUAGCAGCCUUUGCCAGUAUGUAUUCCUAAUUUCCCAUCUUGUGACUUAUUACAGGGUAUUCUGUUGUAAAUUAGCAGUUUAAAGUGUUUAAAUAUGUUUGUAAUUAUAGUUCCUUUUUAAUUAUAGAAAAAUUCCUUCUUUCCCUCUCUCUGAGUGUAUUGAUUUGAAAUGUAAACUGGUAAAUCAUAACAUUGAGUGAAACACUCUGGAUAAAGAUGAUUAAGACAAAACAUCUCAGCCGAGCAUUUACCUUAGCACAGUUCUCUUGUUUAUAGCAACCUAUGAGGAUAAUCAUUACUGAAUAAAUACGAUGUCUUUGUGCCUAGAAAUGAG
Molecule: messenger RNA, 5537 nt
Organism: Rattus rattus (black rat)
Lineage: Eukaryota; Metazoa; Chordata; Mammalia; Rodentia; Muridae
Gene: Abcb7
Product: ATP binding cassette subfamily B member 7
Exons: 16
Coding region: 33-2291 (752 amino acids)
Biological process (GO): intracellular iron ion homeostasis; transmembrane transport
Cellular component (GO): mitochondrial inner membrane
Molecular function (GO): ABC-type transporter activity; ATP binding; ATP hydrolysis activity
Source: RefSeq, a predicted model, not a curated record